AAUGUCAAGACACCUGAACUGGCAGGUACUCUGGACUCAGGCGAUGUGGCAGACAGAAGAGUGCAACAUGAUCAGCAAAGCGAUGCAUUAUCUGGACUGGGAAAAGGUCUGGCAACUCUUUGGGCCCAACAUUUACAUCAUUAGCAGAACCCGCACUCAUAUGAACGAAAUAUGGACACAGGUACUGGUAACCCGGAGGACGUAUACCAGUCUGAUGAAAUUAGACCUACACACGCACGGUUCUGCGUUGCUGCUUGGACAACACGGCAGGAUCCUGAACGCUGUCUCCUACCAGCAGGCAACUCACACAGUCACUCACUUCACACAAAUCGCCUUGGAGGAUCUCCACGGAGACGGACGUUGGUUCUACGAUGAUAGUAUUGAACACUCUCCUCACCUCCCCAGACCUAACCGGUUUAACGAUGGGCAACAAGAUGAGGAAGUAUCGCAACCUAAAUGCGCAGAAACUUCUACUGAUGCUGCCAAUCUUCACUCUCUGCUUCAGACCAAAAAACUGCCGGAGUCCCAUGAUAAAAAUCUCUUAGGAAGUCUCACAAAACUCGGUAUUGGCCACCGCGGAACAAGUAGAAGCAAACCCCAACCUAAAGACAGUAAACCGCUAGUCAACGAUUCCUCAGUAGCAACGGGAGCUAUAGAAGGGAACAUUGAAACGGAGGACAGUGAUGAAGUAAGCGUACACAGCGACGCUAUAUCAAGUGCUUCGUUUCAAAUGAGCGAGGAAGAUGAAAGCACUCAAACGGACAGUGAUCAAGAAAGCAUAUACAGCGACGCGAUAUCAAGUGAUUCGUUUCAAAUGUGCGAAGAAGAUGAAGAAGAAUUGGACUUCAGUAAACGGAUAGUCAUCAAGUUCGUGGACAACCUCUUUAACGAUGGUGAAGUGGGAGAAUUGAGGGAGGAGCUGGUGCGGAGCAAUCAGUUCAUCAUGGAAGACAGUAUCACCUCAUGCAAAGUGGUCUUGUCGAGAAUAAUAAUUGGAUUCAGUUCUAUUUCUGUCCUCAAUGAAGUCUUGACGAAAGGUGUUGAGAUUUUUGGUGUAAGUUUCCCACCUUCGAGCAUGCGCUUGGUCGAUGAUUUGGACUCGGAGGAGAUGGGAUCAGCAGUUAUCCGCCCUGACAGUUGGAGUGUUUGGAACAACCCGGAAGUCAGCCCUAAGCUUUACCUGGUCACUGAGAUGAAUGAAGAUGUUGGUAAACCUGAUGUUUUAGGAUUAACUGAUAUUGAUGCUAGUCUGCUGCCGUGUCCUCAGUACCUUCCCCUGGAGAGACUAAGCCGGUGCGUACACCUCGAGGACGCCAUAGAGAUCAUAACAGAAGAACAUCUUCCAUCUUCCACUAUUGCCUCCAAUAGAAAAAAGGAAGUGGCAGAUAUCAAGGUGUUAUGGUGCCAGGGCAUGUGGCCAGUCCGAAGGCACAAUAUGUUCGGCAACGUGUCGUUCUAUCUGGACUGGGAAGAGGUCUUGGAGCGAUUCGGACCAAAUAUCUAUUGUUUGAACAUCGGGCGCACUCAGAAAGAUGAAAUAAGAACCCAGUUGCUGGUGACCCGUAAAACGUACACUACUCUACAAAAAUUAGACCUACACACGCACGGGUCUGCGCUGCUGCUCGGAACAGACGGCAGGAUGCUACGCGCCGUAUCCUACCAGCAGGGUUCCCACACCGUCACGCACAUCACGCAAAUUGCCCUGGAGGAUCUUGAUGAUGAUGGACGUUGGUUCUAUGCUAGUUGUGAUAAAAUGUGCAACGACCACAUGACGAAGGAACAUCACUUUUGCUUCAAGUACAACAUAAUGAGGAAGAAGAAGCCAUGUCCGUCCCCCUUGAAGGCUGGGGACACGUGGAUGCUGCUGGAAAGCUGGUUAGGUCCUGAGGAGAUGGCACGUGUGUUCGAAACGAAGCUUUAG
This is a messenger RNA of Hyalella azteca, 1921 nucleotides long. RefSeq lists its product as uncharacterized. The coding region runs from base 2 to 1921 and encodes 639 amino acids. The record is from RefSeq and is a predicted model, not a curated record. NCBI's taxonomy places the organism in Eukaryota, Metazoa, Arthropoda, Malacostraca, Amphipoda, Hyalellidae. The transcript is spliced from 6 exons.